AAAAAAAUCAAUUUUCAGACAUAAUCAAUCUUCAUCGUUUAACUCGCUUCCGUCUCCCACCACUGUCUCUCUCACCGCGGAAAAAAAAAAUGUCGUCCGGUUUAAUCGGAAGAUUGGUUAGAACCAAACCGUCGCGAUUAGCCACAUCAUCGGCGAGGCUAAUCCCAUCGCGAUUCUGCACGUCAUCCGCAACCGAACCGGAACCAUCGAAACCAUCGAAGUUCAAGACGUUCCAGAUCUACCGAUGGAACCCCGACAACCCUAGCAAGCCCGAGCUCCAAGACUACAAGAUCGAUCUCAAGGACUGCGGCCCCAUGGUCCUGGACGCUCUCAUCAAGAUCAAAAACGAGAUGGAUCCCUCCCUCACGUUCCGCCGCUCGUGCCGAGAAGGGAUCUGCGGGUCGUGCGCGAUGAACAUCGACGGGUGCAACGGGCUCGCGUGUCUGACGAAGAUCGAAGGAGGCGACGGGGCCAAGGAGACGACGAUCACUCCGCUGCCUCAUAUGUUCGUGAUCAAGGAUCUGGUGGUGGACAUGACUAAUUUUUAUAAUCAGUACAAGAGUAUCGAGCCGUGGCUGAAGAGGAAGAGCCCGGCGGCUGAGCCUGGGAAGGAGAUUCUGCAGAGUAAGAAGGAUAGGGCUAAGCUUGAUGGGAUGUAUGAGUGUAUCUUGUGUGCUUGUUGUAGCACUUCUUGUCCUAGUUACUGGUGGAACCCUGAGUCUUACCUUGGCCCUGCCGCUUUGCUACACGCCAACAGGUGGAUAAGCGAUAGUCGUGAUGAGUACACUAAGGAAAGGCUUGAGGCAAUUGACGAUGAGUUCAAGCUUUACCGUUGCCAUACGAUCUUGAACUGUGCUCGUGCUUGUCCUAAGGGUUUGAACCCGGGAAAACAGAUCGCGCACAUCAAGCAACUUCAGCGUUGAUGUGUAUUUGUCGUGGUCUAAACAGUUUACCGUUUAAAAGCUAAUAAGUCUACUUCACAAAGUCUUUGAUUUUGGAUUCAUUUCUUGUAUUGUUGUUGCCGAAUAUUAGCAACCUGUGGAAAAACUCUGUUGGCUAGAGUCUUGCCAAGUAGAUGAGCUUUGUGAUUGUAUCUUGCUGGAAAACUCGACUCUUUUUUAAGUAAUAAUAAAACUGCAGAAAACUUAAAUUUCA
This is a messenger RNA of Raphanus sativus (radish), 1155 nucleotides long. Its product is annotated as succinate dehydrogenase [ubiquinone] iron-sulfur subunit 1, mitochondrial. Bases 90 to 923 code for a protein of 277 amino acids. The record is from RefSeq and is a predicted model, not a curated record. Gene Ontology annotation, biological process: aerobic respiration; tricarboxylic acid cycle; respiratory electron transport chain. The transcript has 2 exons. Gene Ontology annotation, molecular function: electron transfer activity; 2 iron, 2 sulfur cluster binding. Gene Ontology annotation, cellular component: mitochondrion. NCBI's taxonomy places the organism in Eukaryota, Viridiplantae, Streptophyta, Magnoliopsida, Brassicales, Brassicaceae.